Paramecium pentaurelia is the source of this 951-nucleotide messenger RNA. The record is from the annotation of a GenBank genome assembly. Lineage: Eukaryota; Ciliophora; Oligohymenophorea; Peniculida; Parameciidae.
UAUGAAUCAAGCAAAGCUAAGGCAAUUUUAGAAUUUUAAUUUUGAAAACAAUGUUGUUUGGAAGGAUUUUAUUAAAGAAUUAGAUCCUAAAAUGUAUAUUGUAAAUUCUAAUAAUAAGACCUAAAGAAAGAUUUGAGAAGCUUAAGAAAAUUUGGUAUAGGGAUAAUAUUGAUCCAGAGUUUGAUCCUGAAUUUAUUAGUAAUACAAACUCACAAUAUACUCAUCAGAAUCAUACUCAUACUGAAAAAGAAAUUACUUCUGACUUAUAUUAAUAAAGUAAACAUGCUUUUCAUAUUAGCCCUUGUUUUUAAAAUUCUUUUUGGUAUAGAGAAUUUUCUAAAAUUGGCAUUUAUUGUAACUUCUUUCAUCCCAAUCGGCCCUAAUACAUAAUUUGCUAUGUUAGCCUGUAUUUUGGGUUUGUAUAGAUAAUGCAAAUUUCCAACAUGGACUACUGAUUAUGGAAAGUUAGUGCUAAAAAAUGAAUUUACUCAAAAUCUAUUGUUUCUAUUUGGAUAUUUCUUUGUUUACUCUUUCAAGACAGUAUUUAAUGUUCCAUUGAUUUUACACUUUGUUCUUGGUUUAGCUAGUUAUGUGUUGAAAGUGCAAGGUCCAAUUUAUCAAAGUAUAAAUAAAUAUUUAUUUUUAGAAUUUAAAAGUUAAGUUGAUUAGAUAAUUUCAUUGUAAGAACAAAUUUAUAAACUAAAAUACAGAAUUGAAAUAGCAUUAGUUCCAGCAAGUUUUGUAUUCCUAUUAUUAGGAAGGUCAUCUCUAUUUACCUUCAUUUACUUUGCAAAUUUUAUUCGAAUGAAAUACUUAUUAAUUGAUAAAUUUUAAGUAGAAUGCAAAUAUGUAAAUUAAAAGUAUUUGGAACCAUACAAAUCAAAUCCAAUAUUAGAUUUCAUAAUUUCAAAGGUCUAAUAAAUUCAUUCAUAUUUGGUAAAUUUUAUAUGA